AAUGUCAGCCGAAACCGCCACCCCUGAUAUUGAUCCCCAUCACGAUGAUGAUGUCCACGAUUCCAAUUAUCAACCACCACCAGAAAAAACAAUUGAAGAAAUUAUGGCUGCCGAUCAGGAAGAUGAAAGUUUAAGACGUUACAAAGAACAAUUGCUGGGCGAGGCCCAGGCGGAGAAAAUCAUUGUGGAUCCCAAUGAUGAACGCAAAGUAUUGGUGAAAAAAUUGGCGUUGGUCUCAGAGGGUCGACCCGAUAUGGAAUUAGAUUUAACCGGUGAUUUAACCCAGCUUAAAAAACAAGUUUUUGUCAUAAAAGAAGGUGUCCAAUAUAGAGUACGCAUUGAUUUUAUUGUUCAAAGAGAAAUUGUGCAUGGCCUUAAAUAUGUACAAAAGACUUAUCGUUUAGGUGUCCCUGUUGAUAAAAUGACACACAUGGUUGGCUCAUAUCCCCCCAAAAAGGAAAUCCAAUGCUAUAUUACACCCCCGGAGGAGGCCCCAUCCGGCAUGAUGGCACGCGGUACUUAUUCGGUUUCAUCCCUCUUCACCGAUGAUGACAAACACCAACAUCUCAAAUGGGAAUGGACAUUUGAAAUAAAAAAGGAUUGGGAAUAAAAUC
This is a messenger RNA of Musca vetustissima, 614 nucleotides long. It is a transcript of the gene RhoGDI, whose product is annotated as rho GDP-dissociation inhibitor 1. Gene Ontology annotation, biological process: Rho protein signal transduction. The record is from RefSeq and is a predicted model, not a curated record. Gene Ontology annotation, cellular component: cytosol; membrane; cytoplasm. The transcript is spliced from 4 exons. Gene Ontology annotation, molecular function: Rho GDP-dissociation inhibitor activity; protein binding. NCBI's taxonomy places the organism in Eukaryota, Metazoa, Arthropoda, Insecta, Diptera, Muscidae. Bases 2 to 610 code for a protein of 202 amino acids.